AUGAUCCCCACCAGAGCAACAACACGGGGAUCAACCACCUCGAAGCGGGCUACGGCUCAGCUUAUCAAGUCCUUCCAGAGCUACAAUGCUGGAUUCCGGCCCACAUUCGUUGCGGUACAGCACUUCCAGUCACCAGUUGGUCAGAGGCAUUUCACCUCUUCACCAAAUGGCGGAGCCAAGAUCGUAGAGUUCUUUGAGAAGCACCCGACAGAGAAGGUCCGCAAGACGCAUGCAGCAUGGCCUCAUCCAGUAUACACCGAAGAGCAGAUGAACCAAGUCACGAUCGCGCACCGAGAAGCGAAGACCAUGUCCGACAAGGUCGCCCUCAUCGCCGUAAAGAUCCUACGCUGGGGUCUUGACAAAGCAACUGGAUACAAGCAUCAGAAGGCUGUGGAUGUGGAUGCGAAAGACCCACUGGCAAAGCGGAAGGCUUUUGCAAUGAAUGAAGAGAAGUAUCUCAUUCGAAAUGUCUUCUUGGAGAGUGUGGCUGGUGUACCCGGCAUGGUCGCUGGUAUGCUUCGCCACUUGCACUCCAUGAGACGGAUGAAGCGCGACAAUGGAUGGAUUGAAUCGCUACUCGAAGAAAGCUACAACGAACGAAUGCACCUACUCGUCUUCCUCAAGAUGCAAAAGCCAGGACGCUUCAUGCGUCUGAUGGUAUUAGGCGCCCAAGGAGUCUGGUGCAACGCAUUGUUCUUCGCCUACCUCCUCAGUCCCCGCACCGUCCAUCGAUUCGUAGGAUAUCUCGAAGAGGAAGCCGUCAUCACAUACACACGCCAGAUCGAGGAUCUUGAUGCAGGCCGCCUGCCUAAGUGGGCGAAGAUGGAGGCACCCGAGAUCGCGGUAGACUACUGGCAGAUGCCUGAAGGCCACCGCACAAUGCGAGAUCUGCUCCUCUACAUCCGCGCAGACGAAUCCAAGCACCGAGAGGUUAAUCACACGUUCGGUAACCUCGACCAGAAGGAAGACCCUAACCCAUACGUGAGCGAAUACCGGAACCCAGAGGAGCCUCAUCCGACCAAGGACCUUGCCCACAUGAAGCCGACUGGCUGGGAGAGACACGAAAUCAUCUGA
Molecule: messenger RNA, 1074 nt
Organism: Alternaria ethzedia
Lineage: Eukaryota; Fungi; Ascomycota; Dothideomycetes; Pleosporales; Pleosporaceae
Product: Alternative oxidase, mitochondrial precursor
Exons: 4
Coding region: 1-1074 (357 amino acids)
Biological process (GO): alternative respiration
Cellular component (GO): mitochondrion
Molecular function (GO): alternative oxidase activity
Source: RefSeq, a predicted model, not a curated record